UUACAUACUCGUUAUCAACUUCAUGCUAUCGCAACCUAAUAACUAAUCCCAGACAAUAAACAAAACAGCGACCCACUGACACCACCAACACCAGAAAACCAAUAAAACCCAACCCACCAUCCGAAGUUGAUUCCUCCGCCAUAAAGAAAAAGCUUCACCAAGCUAGCAAGCUAUCUCCCCAGCUCGCAAAGCACCACCACCAUCACCAUCACCAAUCCCCCAAACCCCCAACCCACACACCCCCAAACAGGCACAACAAAAAAAUGAAUCCCCCAAACAGCAACCUCCGCGCCUUCAACCUCGCCGUGACCACGCUCCUCAAAAAUCCCUCCCACAUCCUCCCGCACCUCACCAUCCCAACCAUCACCCAGCUCCCCGAGCACCUCGGCCCCGCGAUCUCCGCCUCCCUCACCAGCAGCAGCAGCAGCAGCAGCAGCACGCCGCAAGAAAAACCCCCGCAAAUCCACAUCCGCGCCCUCAUCCUCGACAAAGACGCCACGCUCUGCGCCGCGCAAACCACCACCUUCCCACCGGAGAUCCUCGCCAAACUGACCGCGCUGCGCACCGCCCCGACCUCCCCCUUCAACCAGACGGCCGCGCCCAACUCGAUCCUCAUCGUGUCGAACCGUGCGGGGAGCCACCCGCGCUACGACGACGAGGUCCGUAGCCUGGAGACGCAGCUGGCGGGGCUCGCCAUCCCGGUGUUCCGGCUGCCGCCGGGUGUGGCCAAGAAGCCCUUCUGCGGGGCGGAGGUGCUGGCCUGGUUCCGGGAGCGCGGGGUCGUGGCGCGCGCCGACGAGAUCGCCGUCGUGGGCGAUCGGCUGGGCACCGAUGUGCUGAUGGCGCGCGAGAUGGGCGCGUGGAGUGUCUGGUGUCGGGAUGGGAUCGAUCCCCGCGGGACACGGGAGGGGGCCAAUGUGCUGGAGCGCAUGGAGAGGUGGGUGGAGCGGUAUCUUCGGGUCAAUCGCGGGUUGAAGGCGCCCGUACCGAAGGGGUUUGCGGAAUGAUUCUUGGUCUUGUGGGGAACGGGUUCCUUGGAGUGAGUGGGAGACAAUUCGCGUGGAUUGGUGCUGUACGAUAUUUUGAGAU
This is a messenger RNA of Aspergillus japonicus CBS 114.51, 1089 nucleotides long. RefSeq names its product phosphatidylglycerophosphatase. Gene Ontology annotation, molecular function: phosphatidylglycerophosphatase activity. The record is from RefSeq and is a predicted model, not a curated record. The transcript has a single exon. Lineage: Eukaryota; Fungi; Ascomycota; Eurotiomycetes; Eurotiales; Aspergillaceae. The coding region runs from base 264 to 1007 and encodes 247 amino acids.